This is a messenger RNA of Cryptococcus wingfieldii CBS 7118, 4503 nucleotides long. RefSeq lists its product as hypothetical. The record is from RefSeq and is a predicted model, not a curated record. The coding region runs from base 1 to 4503 and encodes 1500 amino acids. Gene Ontology annotation, cellular component: endoplasmic reticulum membrane. NCBI's taxonomy places the organism in Eukaryota, Fungi, Basidiomycota, Tremellomycetes, Tremellales, Cryptococcaceae. Gene Ontology annotation, molecular function: zinc ion binding. The transcript has 11 exons.
AUGGAGUCUGAUAUAGAUCCCAGGUUUCUCGACGACGAGGGUGACGUCUGCCGAGUAUGUCGAACCGGCGCCGAGGAAGACUUGCCACUCGUCUAUCCCUGCAAAUGCUCAGGCUCAGUCAGAUAUGUCCACCCGGACUGCCUGAAACAAUGGGUCGCCCAGAGCCAAAAGAAGCACUGCGAAAUAUGUGGUCACAAAUACACGUUCACAAAAGUGUUCCCAUCCGAGCUCCCCUCGACCAUACCGCCAACCGUCUAUGCCCGUCAAGCGCUGCUAUGGGUCCGGCGGCAGAUCCUUUUCGUUCUCCGCAUGUGGCUCGUCAUCAUCACUUGGCUCGUAGCCCUUCCGGCUACAAAUAUGACAGUACUAGUGGCUAUGAAUUACGCGACUGACCAUAUCGGUGAUAGUCCGCAAUCUUUGUCCAUUAAUGCCACCACUACCGACAAUUCAACCACGUCUUCAGCCAACUUCUCCUCCACCGUCACCAGUAUUCUCCUGAAUCCCUACUCUACCGCCUACCAUUUCGGCAAAGACUCUUACGAGAGCUGGUUGAAGGGGGACGAAAAUACUUCCAUCGGUUACGUUCUCCGUGGCCAAAUCCUCUCCCUUUCUCUCGCCGCCGUCCUCAUCGGCCUCGUCCUACUCCGUGAAUGGGUCCAGCAGCACAACUGGGCCGAAGCAGAGCAACCUCCGAGACACGUCGAACCCGAUAUAGACCCGGAGGAAUGGUUCGUCAUCAACGGUGUUGCUCGUCGUCAGUCAGAAAUGAUCUCUCGGGUGCUUGAGACGCUUCGCGGCUCCAAUAAUGGAGAUAACACAGGACCCUUUUUCCCUGAUACCGAUGCCGGACACAGAGAUAGGGCAGAAUGGUGGGCCAACAGGAGGCAAUGGGUCAUGGCGCUGCCCGAACCUGAGCGAACUACUUUGCUGGCUAUCGUGGAGGUGAUGGAGAGGCAGCACCGUGGAGAGAUACCGCUAGGUGACGACGAACUCGAAGAUGAAGAAUCAGACGAUGAGGGUCUACACGACCAACUUCAAGUCGCUCAAAAUGUCCCCAUCCCUCAGACUCCUCAAGAAGCUCUUUUCGCCGAUGAGACCUUUAUUCCCAACGACGGUAACAAUGCCGAAGGCUUGCUCAGCUUCAGCGAGUACAUAGCUUUGAGAAGAGUCAACGAGGGAAAGGCUCCAACGACAGACCCCGCAUCAUCCGACGAUUCCUCGGAGGACGAAAUCCGAUACGACAAUGCUAUGACGGCUGAGCAAGCCGAUCAAGACGGACCGAGUAGAAAGAGGAAAGCAGAUGAUGUUGGGUUUGACGAUGAGGCCGCACGUCCUCGAGAAAACAUCACAGACGCACUCGCCGAGUAUCGCCGAGUGCAUACUCAGCGUGAGCAGGCGCAAGCACACGACGAUGAGGAGCAGGAUGACCUUCUGCAGGCUCCUUUCAGGCCUGCUUGGAGCAGACAGGCCAGCGGGGACAAGGCUCAGGAUCAAAGGGAGCGAGUGGCGUAUAGAGCCCCGGAACUCUUGCGAAACCAGAGCGAUCAAGAUCAGGGAACUGCCGAAGGAUCGGGUCAGAACGGUUAUGAAGCUCAGCCUAUACAUCCUCAGCCGCCUCAACCUCUGUUUGAUGGGUUUGGUAACGACGGUGAAGGGGACGAAGAUGAGGAUGACGAUUGGGAAGACGAGCCUGAUGAUCGUGGCCGCCUUGAGGCAGGCAACGAGUUUGACCUCCUCCUUGACGCCGUUCCUCAAGCUCCUGGGCCAGUCGUCAAUGGUCAGCCCGCUGCCCUCGCUCAGAUCCCCGGCCUGGAUCUCGGUGUCCGAGUCCUUGGGGCCAACGGCGAGCCUAUUCAUCUUCCUCCUGGGAAUGUGCAGGUUGUACCACCUCAGGAUGUAGCAUUCGGGGAUGAAGAAGAGGACAUGUGGGACCCGGAAGAUUGGAAUGGUAUCUUGGAGGUCGUUGGAUUGACCGGACCUAUGGCUGGACUGUACCAAAACUUCAUGUUUGCUUUCAUCAUAAUGGGUGGCGCUAUUGUCAUUCUGGUCGGCCUUCCAAUGUUGAUCGGCAAGCUCUGCCUGUCUCUCGACAUCAUCCGCUCGAUUUUGUCCAUCUGUGGCCGUGUCAUUCAUCUGGUGCGCAAGGUCACCGACCCCGUUGUUGACAUUGUCUUUGAGAUUGUCAAAGACGUUGUCUUGCUUCCUUUGCUCAACUCGGGCAAAGCUGCGGAGAAAAUCUUGGCCAAAAAGCUGGGUCUGCAAGUGAGCUCACGGUUUGGCUCGCAAGGCCUCUCAGGUUUGCCCUCAGUUCCUUCAACAUCAUCGCCUAUGGUCCAAAAGCUAGGCGACCAUCUCGCAGCUCUCGGCCAGUACUCGUACGACAUCUAUGAGUCUGUCAUGACCUUCCAGCGAGAGAUCGGCACCCGACAGACCGUCUCUGGCAGGGCAGCUUGCGUCGGCGCCGGCUACGGUCUUGUUGCCGAAGUCGUAGCUGUCAUCGCUAUUGCUGGCGAGGCUGGUAUCGGUGGUGUAGCGGGAGACAUGGCAGCUACGAUCAAAGAACACACCAACUUUAUCAAGGUUGCCAUGUUUAUGGUUCUCGAGCUCGUUGCUUUCCCUCUGGGCGUUGGAUUCAUGAUCGAUCUUUCGAUCGUCCCACUGUUCCCUGGCGCGACCGCCAUGUCGAGGGUGCACGCCUUGAGGACAUCUCCUUUCGCCUCUUCCUUCAUUGACUGGAUUGUGGGCUCGAUGUUCAUGUUUUCCUUCUCGAGCUUGCUGAGCCAAGUGAGAAAGGUGACCAGGCGCGGUACAAUGUUCUUCAUCCGAGACCCCGGAGACCCGUCUUUCUCACCGGUCAAAGAUAUCGUGGAGAAGACCACGAUGCACCAGCUCAAAAAGCUGGGGACGUCGGUGCUCAUGUACAGCUUGGUCAUCUUUGGAAUGUUCGGAGUCUUCCCCUGGGCAUUGUCAUUCUUGCCGGGUGGGUUAUUACCGUUGAAGAUGGAGCCAAAUUAUCCCUUGUCGUCAAUCCCCUUCGACCUUCUCUUCUUGCACCUGAUGUUGCCGCCUUCCGUUGAUCUUUUCCAACCCCGGCUUCGCGCCAAACGACUCUUCAAGUUGUGGUGGAAGAAGACGACUACUCAAUUCCGCCUGACCAACUUUGUCAAUGUUGCACCGCACCCCGACGAGAGAACAGCACCCUUGACGGUAGCCGAGAAGACCCUCUGGCCCAUGUGGGAUGUCGUUUGUCAGCUGGCGUUUGGCAAAUACGACAACAAGGAGACAAUGGCUCGAGUCCCGGCCAGCGACUCUGUAGUCUUGGUGCCCGUUGAAGAGCGUCGAGUCGAGGGAGGUGUCUUCAUCCCCCUCGAUAGUAAGGGUGUUCCCGAGAACCCUCAGGACAAGUUACGCUUGCUCAAGCAAGACAAGCUUUCCCGAGAGGCUGGUAGGCUACCUAUGAGCGACUACGGGAUUGUCUGGUUGCCGCAGUACUGGAGAACCAGGAUCCACAUGUUUUUGGCUACAGCUUUGGCCAGCAUAUCAGUGGUGAUUGCUUCGGCGACAUUCAUACCCAUUAUCAUUGGGCGGAUGGCUUGGAAGUGGUCUGGAUUUGAGGUUCAUGACGGAUACAGCUGGUUCCUCGGAGCAUACAUAGCCUAUGCAGCUUACGCUCUCGGACGUCAAGCUCGCAAGUACAUCAACAGCUUGAACCGUGCCGACCGUCUUCGACAAUCCAUCUUUUCUCGACGCGUCAAGCGGACUGUCCGACGUUAUUGUGCGGGGGCGUUUGGCGUGUCUAUGAUGUACGGUCUUGUGCCGGUACUUGUCGGUGCUGUCUUGGAGUCGUACUUGGGCGUCUUCUUUGGAGACAAACAUCUUCCCGGCAGGGUCGUCCAUUUCUGGGACAUUUGGGCUUUGGGCACGGCUGCGUCUUCGCUAUUGACGGGAGUCAUCCUUGUCGUCAAUCGUCUGGGGCGCUUCGACUCUCUGUCUGCUAUUGCAACUCAAUUCCGAGAGCCCGCCGCGAAAGACUUUUCCUCCACGGCGAGCAACAUUAAAACUCCAGUGCUAGUCUGCAUCUCGGCUAUUGCCUUGCCCUACGCUAUCGGAAUUUCUUCCCUGAUGGUCCUCCCGCCCGAUGUCAACAUGGAUGAGAAUAAUGCUUUCCUGUUCCGUUGUGUCAUCAUUCCCAUCUCUUUCGCCUUCCUUCUCAUUACAUCCUUCAGCCAAUACCUCGUGUCAGAGAGGGAAACCAUCCGACAGAAGGUUCUUGAAGCUGAAUAUGUUCUCGAGGAGAGGGUAGAGAAUUAUGAGCCAGGGAGCGAAGAGUCUAGUGCCGAAGAAAGGAAUCCUUUGGAUGCUGCGGACCUUCCUCCAGAUAUCCGACUGCAGCUUGAAAGAUAUCAGCAAGCUGUGGCAGCCGAGCCUCCGCGGGUACUCAACAGGGGUGAUGUGGAGAUUGAGGACGGAUCAGAUGAGGGCGAGAACUGGGAGGAUUUAUAG